Vicia faba (fava bean) is the source of this 633-nucleotide messenger RNA. The record is from the annotation of a GenBank genome assembly. NCBI's taxonomy places the organism in Eukaryota, Viridiplantae, Streptophyta, Magnoliopsida, Fabales, Fabaceae.
AUGGAUGCAACCAAGUCAAACAAUGGAGAAAAACCGGGCAGAAGUGUUAACCGUAGCUCUAAUCAAAAUCAGCCAAAAAAAGGAACUCGACAAGAAAGUGUUCAAAAUCGGGCAAAAGUCAACGAAGAAGAUGCAAUCACAAAUAGAGAAGAAAAAGAAACAUCCCAAAGAAAAACUCGUGGGAAAACUUUGUGCAAAAAGAUUCAUGCAAGAACUUUGGAAGAGCGAGUAGAAGUGACCUUUAAUGAGGAUUUUCAGCCAAUUGGUCUUAGUGGAAAAGUAGUAUCUGACUUGAGCCUCUUCUUGGGAACAUUGGCUAGGAACUCAACAUUUUGUCCUCUACGUUACACCAAUUGGUCAGGAAUGCCAGAUGAUAAUAAAAACCGUUUCUGGAGAUAUACUAAUCGGAAGUUUAUCUUGCCGGUUGAAGCACGAGAUUGGAUUGAGACCACUGUUAGAGAGGCAUGGAGAAGAUAUAAGCACAAAAUUAAGAAGAAUCAUUUUUUGAAGUAUUCCAACAUGACCGAGAGACUCAAAAAUCGUCCGCCAAACGUGCCAAUAUCCCAGUUUAAGAGUCUUUGUGCUUAUUGGAGUAAGGAAACUAUACAAGCAAUCAGUGAAAAUAACACUUGA